Molecule: messenger RNA, 2750 nt
Organism: Helicoverpa armigera (cotton bollworm)
Lineage: Eukaryota; Metazoa; Arthropoda; Insecta; Lepidoptera; Noctuidae
Exons: 3
Coding region: 1436-2362 (308 amino acids)
Source: RefSeq, a predicted model, not a curated record
UAUGGUAGCAUUCAUUAAAGACUCAAUGCCUCAUCAUACCUUGGAUAUGAUGCCAAAUCUUAAACAUCAAGAGUUUCUUGCGCUUGAAAUUAAUAAACCAUUUAUCGGUAGAUUCAGUUAUUUUACAUGACUUUUUGAGCUUUCUGUCACAUCUCUAGUUAAUAAAUCUACCUUAUUGUAAUUGAUUAAUCUUCAGCGUAAGUUCGCAGGCGUAUAUUCAGUGUUUAACCUACACUAAUGAAUAGUGCAAUAACAAUUGGGACGUGGUUGUAAGAUAGGUAUAUAUAUGUGCAUUAAGCUAGACUUUUAAUAUAAUAUUUUCCGUAUUGAUAAAACACGUGCUGCGAAAAUGCAGCUGCAACUUUAUUAAUUAUAUUCUUCUUUAACUUUAGUGCUACUUUCGUUGUAAUCAUCAAUUUGAUAGUUCUCACUUUCAAUUCUUUCACUUGUUUGAUUGAAGUCCCUUUGAAAGAAAUAAUAAAAAUCUUACAAACAACUGUAUGAAUUAAUAUUGUAAUAAAGCUGUAUAGCUUUAUUUUAUAUGACAACCGUAUAUAAAGUGCUGCUAAAUUGAAUCAAUGGCAGCGAGGACUUGAAACAUUGUAUAAUUUUUGUAGAUUUUUGGAAUUCUCACUAGGCUUGCAUUGAAAAAUAUCGUUGAUGAUGAACACCGUGCAAAAAAGGAACUUGGUAUCAUUGACAUAAAUCAAAUGUGCGUUUAUUUUUCACAGUAAGGCACACCAGUGUUAAAUGUCAUAGUAAAUGAUUAGCUUUUGGGAAACUCCCACUGCAAUCUGAUUUGCGAUAAAAUCUCUCUAUGCUUGCCGUCUUUACACGUUGACCUGUAUGUUGUGUACACUACACUACCUCUAGACACAAUAAAAAUUAUCGCUUCUGUUUGAUGUAACCGAUAUUUCGAUUUUUAUUUCGAAUACAAAUAAAUUGGAAGAGGACUGCAAUAUAAUAGUGGUGUCCCACGUGGUGUUAAUGUAUGUUAUGAUAAGAUGUAAUAGAGAAAUGAGAAAAGGAGAAGGGGACUUCUGGGCCCAGCAGUUAACUACCUGAAAUAUGUAUUAAAAAAACCGUUACAUUUUUUUAAAUAAAAUCACAAAAUAUGGUACCAGGAUUCUACCCAGGAAGAGAGAAAACUUAAAUUAAGAUAAUAAGACUAAAUAAUCGAUUAAAUAAUGCCUGAAAUGCCUGAAUUACUAGUAAUCUACUGUAUUUUUAUUCCGGCAACACUUGUUGGUGGCAUGCGUCUGUCACUGACUGACAGAUGCACUCGUUUGUUUUCUUUCAUUCUGAGUGCGCACAUAUUUUCCUGGUUUUACUAUUUAAACCCACGACCUUGGCUUUUCGACGGAUCUUGCUACUCUGAAUUACCUGGCUCUCGAUUUUGGACAACUGUUACGCCUAUCGAUUGGAUAUCGACGACAUGGAUCGCUGUAUGAAUUGUACGAUUGCGCUUGGUCGCAGUAAUUCUAUUGGAAGAAAAGUCUUGGAGGAUGAGGCGAUUUUAACAGUUAUUCGUCAGUGGCGUGCAUCUCAGCCUGUAACCAGUGAGAACGUUGUAUGCCAAGCAUGUUGGGACUUGGCCCAAGAUGUGGUUCUUGGAAGACGUGCGAUUGAUGCACCAACCCAAGUUGGCCAUUCAAGCGUAUGUCUCCGCUGUGGUCGUUCACUCUUAGCCCGGCGGUUCAACCACCUUCUUCGUAAUGAUUCUGCUCGUGAAUCUGCGAUAUAUAAUGUGAUUAGAGAGUGGAUUCUACCACAAACGGUGGACGAGGCAAGUCGUAUAUGCCAUUCCUGUUGGAUAUUAGCAGACAGAGCUGCUGUUCAUAUGAGUACAGGUCCUUCGACUUCCUCACAAAGUAACCCACCGCCAGCCCAAUCAUCAGUUGGUGUUUCUGUUGGACAAUUGGAUGAAAAUCAUGACAACAUUCUACACGAACCUGAGAAUGUUUCCAUUCAACCAGAACAAAACCAAGGUAAUGAUGAUGUGCAUGAACCCUCAGUGGAACUACAUUCACCAAGUGCCCCAAUUGUGGAACCAGUACAACAGCACCCUGAACCAACAAUUGUAUUGCCAGAUUAUAUGCGGGCAGUUGAAACAGAGCGACGGUGCUUCAUAGAAGGUUGCCAGAGAACUGAACGAUAUAGAGUUCCUCUAGCAACGAGAAAAAUGUUGCUUAAUGAGCAUAAAUAUUAUGUACCACAAAAUAAUCGACUUUGUGAUAUACAUUUAGUAAUUGAGGCAUGGGACUUCCUUGAUAGUUUAAGGAGUAAUUAUUUACAAACAUUUACUGCAAGACAUAUCCAAGAUAUGUUUACACUAAAAGAAACCCCAAAAGAAAGGUUUUGAAUUUUGAAAAUAUUGAUAAUAUGGACGACCAUGUUGUGCAUACCUGGAUCGGGUUUACUAAAGUUCAGUUCCGUCAAUUAUUUGAUGAGGUUCCACAAUUGAUAGAAAUUCGUAAUAGUUCUUCAGUUUUAGCAGCCUAUCUUAUCAAAUUAAGAAGUGGGGACUCAAAUGAAAGAUUAGCAACAUUAUUUAAAACAUCUAAGAAAACUUUAGCCAAGUGGCUGUGUCAAGCCCGUGACAUAUUAACUGAACAUUUUGUGCCUCGGCACUUAGGUUUAGAACACAUCACUAGAGAACAAAUAAAAGAAAGGAACUUAGCCAUUCCUAGUGCUUUAUUUGAAGGAGAUUCUAGGCCCAUCGCUAUAUUUGAUGGAACUUACUGUUAUAU